UGCCUUGUUUACAUAUUCAAUUUAGUUGUUGCAUUAUUGAUUGUGAUACUUCUUUGUUAGCAAGAGAGAUAAUUGCAUUGACCAUAUCAUGAUAUCACAGCUGUGGAUGAUGAGAAUUGAGAAGUUUAAGCAGUCCCUUGAGGGUUUUGUUAACUUCUGGUGAAGAUGAGAGCUUGAAUGUGCGACUCUGUUAUGGUUUUCUCAUGCAGCUAUCUUCCUUUUGUUGUUUCGUCAAAAUGCAGCCACCUUCCAUUGGUUUUGAAGUAUGUUGCUUGCAUCUAUGUGGUUAAUUUGCGGCUGCCUUGUUGUCUUCUGAUUUUCUCUUUUGGGAAUUGCAUAACUUGCAUUCCGUGGCCCAAAUGGGCAAUAGUGUCAUAAAAUUGAUCUUACAUCAAAUGGGAAGUUUGGAUGAGGGUAAGGAAAACACGAAUUUAUAUGAGUACUAACUUUUAGCCAUUGAUUAUGCAUAGGAUGGGUAAAAAUAUGUUAAUAGAGUGUGCUUUCCUUGAUCUCUCUCUCUCUCUCUCUCUCUCUCUGAAAGUUUUUAUUAACUUUUUUGACAUAUUGAAGGAACAUAUGCAUUAACAUUGUAAAGCCAAUGAGAUAGUAUCAAAUUGUAGGGUUGUUCCUUGUUCCAUACAGGCCUAGGCCCUCUUAUCUCUUAGUAAGAAGGAAAUUUGAUUGCAUUUUUCAACAGUAAUUGUGGAAAUGAACCAAUUAUGUGAUUUUAGUGCAGUAUAUGAAAAUGGGUUCUGAUUUUUUAUGGAGGGUUCUAUUUGUCUGUCUUUUGGAUCCAUGAUGGGCUGAGUUCAACCAAAGCUUUUCUCCUGCUAUCAUUUGUUUGAUCGCAUGUGGUUUCGGGGCCCUGAUAAAUAUUAGUGCUAGAUAUUUAAGAAAGCAAGAUCGAUAUAACCAUUUGUGGAAGGGGGACGGAAUCAGUUAAAAGAUAACAGAUGGGCUUAUAGAAGGGUCUCCGGUCUUUAAACCUUGUUAAUCGUGGGCAUGCCGAGCGUUCUUGCCCAUUAUUACGCAAAAAGGCUCCGUUGGAGAGGAGUUGAGGGGUGGUGCCCUUUUAUCAAUCUGUAAUGAACCCCGCCUUAUAAUUGACUCGUGAACCAUUGAUCUGACCAUUUUUAUUUUUUAUUUUAUAUUCCUUAUAAUCCCAUUUAUAGUUAUCUUUUCUUGGAUCACAUUAGCAAGCUCCAGAUAAAUAUUUUCUUAAAUUCCAAUAGUUAAUAGUGCAGAAAGUUAUUUCUCAUUGGCGUGGAUAGGGGAGUUGACCCACUAGUAAAUGUUUUGGAGUCUUGCUGUUGGUGGGAUGCAGCGAUCCAUUACGACUCAUGGUCUGUCCUUCAUUUUAUAUAUAUAGAUAAGAUGUGGUUAUUAUAAUUUCAAACUCAAUAAGAGCAAAUGUAAUAAAAAUAUAUUAAUGUGCAAAUUCGCAUGCUAAUUUACAUGUUUUAAUUAAUCAAUUAUAUUCAUAUAAAUAAAUCAAUAAACUUUUCAUAUACAACAUGAUACACAUUAUUAGUUUAUAUAAUCCACUUGCGGAUAAAUUAAAUACAAAAAUUUAGAUAUGGUUGGCCGGGCCCCGCAGAUAACGUUGCCAUUGGAGCAAAAUUUAAACUGGCGGAUUUGCUAUGUGCUUACGUCAACAACAUCAAUGCAAUACAGGAAGGAGGAGCUUACUUUCAUCUAAAUGCAACCAAAAAGCAAAUUUUAUUUGAACCAUCUAAAUUCAUUGCAGCAAGAAUUUAAUUCAGUUACGCAAAUAAGUGCUGUCGAAAUUUCUAUUUCCAUUUCAUUUUUGUGUUAAUUAAGGAUUCGGCUACAGGGAAGAAUAAAAGUACCACUGUUCAACCAUCUUUACACUACAAUAUAUCCGGGAGAGUAGCAAUUCUUUAUAACCAAGCACUUCUCUAGAGUUGCCAUCGUUGACUGUCUCUCUACCUAACUUUUUAAAUUCACAAAUUUGUUGAGAGUUGAGUUUUUCUUGGAAUAAGAAGAUGAUUGUUGCAGUGAUUUCCUUGAUUGUUGCUGUAAAUUUUUUUAUUUUUUGCUUUUAGUUGGUUAAAAGUUAUGGAAGUCCUUGUUUUCAGUGUCUUUUUGUAAAGGAACCAUGUUGAAUGUACUUAAGUUGGUGGGGUAGCUGUUUGCUGUACUUGUAACACUAUCCUCCGUUUUUUGUUUAAAUCAGAAGCUAAAAUAAAUUGUCAAGUGUAUGAACACUUUUAUAGUAAAGCCUCUUUCUCUUCUCAUUUGUAUUUCUCUCUCCAUUUUUUCUCUUUCAUUUUUGAUGUAUCAGAGCUCUUCUUCCUUAAGGGUUGUGAGUCGCAUUUCCUUAUCCUUCCAUUCAAAUGGGUUCAAAUGUCACUUUGCCAGCUCCACUAGUAUUCACGGGGGAGAACUAUGACUAUUGGGCAGUAAGAAUGAAAGCCUAUUUGUUUGCCUAUAAUCUGUGGAGUGUUGUGGAGGAGUAUGUGAGUCGACCACUACCCGAGAAUCCUACCGUGGCACAGUUUAAGCAAGAUGUAGAAGGGUCCAUGAAGAACUUUGAAGCUCUCUCUAUUCUUCAUUCUACUGUGUCUGAAGAUAUAUUUCCAAGGCUGGUUGCUUUCAAAACAGCUAAGAAAGUCUGGGAUUACUUGAAAGAAGAGUAUGCAGGGAGUGCAAAGGUAAGAGGAGUGAAGCUGUUGACACUCAAAAGAGAGUUUGAACUAUUGAAGAUGCAAGAUGGUGAAAGUGUCAAAGAUUACUCUACAAGAGUAUUGAAUCUGGCCUAUCAAAUCAGAUUACUUGGAGGUGACUUUAAGGAUUAAAAAAUAGUUGAGAAGAUGAAAUUAGUCUUCCUGAGAGAUUUGAAUCUAAACUCUUAGUGAUUGAAGAAGCUUGUGACUUAGAGAAGUUGACUGUUGCUGAGUUGAUAAGCAAGUUGCAAGCCCAGGAGCAAAGAGUCUCUAUGAGAAGUGAAGGGAUUGUUGAGAAUGCUUUUCAAGCAAAAGGAAAAUAGGCUACAUCAACUUCAAAGGAGGGUAGUCAAUCCUCAAUUGUGAAGGGCAAGCAGCAGAGCUCAAAAGACUUGUCAAAAAAAAGGAAAGUUUCCUCCCUGUAGUUUAUGCAACAAUGCAAGUCCCUGGCUAACUUUGCUGAGAAUCAAGAGCAGUAAGAAAGUCAUUUGUUCAUGAUGACUCAGAAUCUUCAAGUGUCUGACUAUAACCACUGGUAUAUAGACAGUGGAUGCACCAGUCAUAUGGAAAAGAACCAAAGUUUGUUUUCCAGCAUUGAUACAAGCUACAGAACAAAGGUGAAACUUGGGAAUGGGAUGAUUGUGGAAGCUCAAGGCAAAGGAUCAGUUCCUAUCUUCGCUAGGCAAGGAUCGGACCCGAGGAACCGAGGAGGCCAGCAGUGUUAGCUGUUUCAGAGUCAGCCAGAGGAAGUUUCAAUCAUCUUUCAUGAGCGAGAGAUAUAAAAGUAAUAGCAGCGUUAAGGUCAAGGCAAACGCAGGCGCUGCAUGCAUUUGUUUUCGAACAAGCUUCCUACAGCUUCUUCUCUUUGCCAUCGACUCAACAGCCCAUAGUACCAAGGAUUAUAUAAUAUCAUGUCAUCUCUUUCAGCCCGAGCAGGCAGACAAAAACAACUUUACCAGGAUCAACUUAGGCUUGUAGCUGGGUGCAUUCCUUAUAAACUUGACAAGAACGCUAAGGAAAAGAAGUGUAGAGUGGAGGAUAGUGUACUUAUCCUCAUGAUCUCCACACCAAAUCGUGAGGAUCUUGUGUUUCCAAAGGGUGGGUGGGAAAAUGAUGAGACCCUUGAUCAAGCUGCAUGUCGUGAGGCCUUGGAGGAAGCAGGAGUUACAGGACUUCUUGGUGAAAAACCACUAGGAGUUUGGGAGUUUCGCAGCAAGAGAAGCCAGAAUAGUUGCAGCUUGGUAGGAGGAUGUAAAGGCUAUAUGUUUGCAUUGGAAGUGACUGAAGAGCUUGACAAGUGGCCAGGACAGGCUACUUACAUUAGGAAAUGGCUUAAGACAGAGGAAGCGUUUAAAUUCUGCCGCUAUGACUGGAUGAGGGAAGCUCUUAAAAAUUUUCUGGCAGGCCUCUCCAAGAAUGAUACACAUGAGAAAAAGGAAGAGAGUACUGAAAUGGUAUCUUCAGGUUGCUUUGUAAAACCACCUGGUGAUGUCCAGCACCAUGAACAACCAUCUAUGGAGUCUUGUUUAUUGACCAUCUACAAUCCAAUUGUUAAAACUGUAGGUCAUUUUCCAAUUCUGUGAAGCUUGGACCCUUGUACAGAAUUCUCCAAAUAAACUAAUGGAUAAAUCUCUUGUUCUUUUGUAGAGAAAAUCAUAAUCCCCUUAUUAAGAAUCAAGAAAUUUGGAAGAAGAAGUCAAUUCAAUUGAUUUAUUAAAACACGAGGAAUGUAUUGCUUGUGCUAUUGAAUCUCUUAAUAUUUUUGUUGCUGUAUUUAUUUAGUUAUUAUAACUG
Messenger RNA from Manihot esculenta (cassava), 4481 nucleotides. Its product is annotated as nudix hydrolase 13, mitochondrial. The transcript has 7 exons. Gene Ontology annotation, cellular component: cytoplasm; nucleus. The record is from RefSeq and is a predicted model, not a curated record. Lineage: Eukaryota; Viridiplantae; Streptophyta; Magnoliopsida; Malpighiales; Euphorbiaceae. Bases 3599 to 4270 code for a protein of 223 amino acids. Gene Ontology annotation, molecular function: pyrophosphatase activity.